This is a messenger RNA of Amoebophrya sp. A120, 6143 nucleotides long. Lineage: Eukaryota; Dinophyceae; Syndiniales; Amoebophryaceae. The record is from the annotation of a GenBank genome assembly.
CUUAAAAGCGUACUUACUUUUCUGUUUCGGAUUUCUAUAUUUUCGUAGGAGCAGCGGUAAGCACUUCUUGUGCAGCAAGAUCAAGAUGUGCCGUGCUUCCCGAAGAUUGAUAUUCAUGUUUGACGGAGCGGUAGGAGUUGGUGGGGCGACGAGGGAAGCACCGAGCUGCUGCGGAAGAUAACUUCACACGACGACUGUCAGUAUGGCCAGGCUUCUGCGGAUCUUGCACCUGCUGUGCGCGGCCAGUGCAGACCGAGCAAUCCCUCCUACCAACCACGACAGGAGUGCGGACGCCGCGCUGCACCAUGAGGCUCAGCAUAGGUUGGUAACUGAGAAGGCGUCCUCGCCCCAGCAACACUCUACCGAUAUUCAUCCCGAUGGGGUGAACGAGGAAAGCAGCGACAAAGCGAAAAGAUCCGCAGGCGCAGCCCCGACUGCCCGUAGUCGCGGAAAAAUAAAAUCUGAAGACGCAGCUGCAGCAGCGGCACUUCUUCAACAUGAAAAUCAAAACGCGGCUCUCGACCAACAGCUGAUCCUCGAGUCCGGUCUUCGUGAGCAAAAAAGCAGCAUGCUGUCCGCGCGCAAGCUUCAAGCGGCGUUUGACGGGAAGCCAAGACCGAAGGAGCCCAACGCGUUUCUGCCGAUGAGCCGCCGCGAGGGGAUGGAGUACGCCGGGGUGCGCAAUCUCACCAAGGACCACGUCUACGAACAGAUCGCCAUCCUCCUGCUCGCCUUUGCGGUCACGGGGCUGAUGAUCUUUGGGCUCUGGUACGUGACCGACCGGGUGAACUUGACGCACCCGCCCAACGAGGUGCGCGUGGACCCCUACACCGGCGAGGACCUGCCCCGGCCCUUCCAGUUCCUCCGCGACGAGGACUUUCAGGACAAAGUGGCGGGGUACAUGGAAACGUUCCGCGAGAACAACUACUACCUGUCGACGGUCCUGUUUUACCACUUGGGCCAGUCCCUCCUGUUCGUCAUCAAAGUGUACGACGUGCGGGACGAGAUCCCCUGGUACGUGUUGCUGCUGGAAGCCGUGCUCGGCCUCCUUCUGUUCGUCGACCCGUUCGUGACCAACCUGCAGUGUUUCAUCAUGAGCGAGUUCGGCACUUUGGAAAAGCUCAAGUACAAGGAGCUCGCGACCGAGACCAUCGCGCUGAUUGCGCCGAUGCUGUCGCUGGUGAUCUCCCGGCAGCACGAGUACGAUAAGGAGGCGGGCAACUACCUCGCGGAUCCGGGCAACACGAUCGGAACCUUCUGGUUCUCGUUUCGCUACUUCGGGUGUAUUCGCUUGCGGAAGUACUACUUACUGCUUUUCCCGGAGAUGUCUUCGGUCCGCUCCCCCGUGGCGCGCGCGUCCUACGCGGUGAUUCUGCGAUUCUUCGAGGUCUUCAUCUUUUUCUACGUGGUUAUGGGAGUGUCAGAAUCGAAAUUGACAAAGUAGAAAAAUUUGUGAUGCACAAAAUCGAUGUCAGUUGGAGCCUCAGUCUCCAAGUGGCGCAUGACAAAUUUCGAGAGCCCCCAAAUACAGUCUGUGAUGCUGUUUGAGCAAAGAAGACUGCUCCUGUCAUGCUACUCUGGCAGCACAUUGCAUACCCAUAAACAGGCUCACAAUCGGUCUCAUUUGCCUGCUCCCCAAUACAAGCUUUCAGUGACCUACAUUUUAUGCAUCACAAGUUUUUCGAUUUUGUCGAUUUCGAUCCUGACACAUCCAUAGUGGUGGUUAGCACCUUAUGGGUGGUGGAGUUCGCCGAGGGCUUGUUCCCGCGACUCCUGCCCCAGGCGAACAACUGGACGCUGGACGCGAGUCUGUGGUUUGUGACCACGUCCGCGAUGACCAUCGGCUACGGAGACUACGCCCCGGUCACGUUCUUCGGCCGGCUGGUGACCAUGAUUUUUCUCGUCUCGGUGCUGCUGCUCGUCGGGCUGAUCGCCGAUUUGCUCUCGAAGAUGCUGGCGGAAACGGCCAGCGGGCAGGGCCGGUACGUGGUGAAAUCGCGGGUCCCCUACGUCAUCUGCGUGGGGAACUUCUCGCCCGCGACCGCAAAGUCCGUUCUCGCGGAGUACUUCCUAUCUCACAGAAAAAAGCUGGCAGGGCAUAUUUGUAACGCAAAAAAAAACACACAGAAAAACCUGUCAUGGGCGACCUCGUAGCAUGCUAUUUCGGGUAUGCAAUACAAGCUUUUUUGUCUAUUUAUUUUUGCAUUACAAAUAUGCCCUGCCAGCUUUUUUCUCUGGGAUACUUCCACGACGACCAACACGCGGUGCACCGGGAUCGGAUGGAGAUGGUCUUCGUCCUGGUCGGGCAGCAGUUCAACGGCGUCGCGCAGGCCGUCGGCGAGUGGUGCAGCGAGAAUCAGGACUACAGUCCGCGCGUGCACGUGUUUCGGGGAAAUAUUACCAGCACGUACGACUACCGGCGCUGCGGCGUCGCGACCGCGAAGGCGGUUCUCGUCGUGCCGAACGUGCAGAACCCGGUGGAUAAACAGAAGGAGGACGUGGACAGUCUGCUCCGCGUGCAGGCGGUGCAAAAGCGGAGUCCGCCAAAUUUGCAAGUGAUCGUCAUCCUGCACUUGAUGCGCAACCGGUACAUGUUCUUGGGCAUCAUCCCCAGACGGAACCUGAUUUGCGCGGACGACUUCAAGUUUCGGCUGUUGGGACGGGUGAAUUUCCUCCCGGGGCUGCCGUCGUUGCUGUGUUCUUUACUGCAGUGCUCGUCGAUGUCCGACAACGACCGGUCGCUGUUCAAGCAGCUGGAGUUAUCCAAGAAAAAAACAUUGUAGGUGUAACUUUUUUGGAGGAACAGCAUUACAAAUUUGUCUGGCAUGACAGCAGAAACCUGUCAUGCGCAGAUAGUACGUGAAAACGCCCUGUAAUGGACCCUACGAUGCAUGUCAAGCAUGACAGACGCAAUCACUUUGCAUGUUGCGCAUCACAAAUUUACACUAACAGCGUUUUUUUCUUGGAUAGGAGUCCUCCUACCAGGAAGACACCUUGUCGAAGAAUCAGUUCAUGCUCUUCCACGACGAGGAGCUGCAUUACGGGCAAGGGAAGGAACUGUACGCGAUCACCUUGAACCCCUCCUACGCGAAGUUCGCCCCGAAAGCCGAGGACAUGCCGUGGUCCUGCAUCGUUCGGGACGUGUUGUAUAUCCAAGAAAAAAACUUUGUUAGUGUAACUAUCUUCGGCUGACACCAUCACAAAUUUGCUCUACAUGACAGAGAAAACCUGUCAUGCGUGGGUUGUAAGGAAAAACACACAUGAAAAAAGGGCUUCGUGGCUGUCUGGCAUGACAGGCGUAAAUCUGUUGCAUGUUCUGCAUUACAGAUUUACACUUACACGACAGUUUUUUUUCUUGCAUAUUGUACCGGUCGAAGAACAAGGACGUGUUGCUUCUCGGCUACAUUCGGUACGACCCGGCAGCGGACACCAGCUAUCUGAAGUAUGAAAAGGAGGUCAUUUUUUUCCCGCCGGAUUACGACCUCGCGUUCUCGCACCCGACGAAAACCAAGGUUCUGGGCAUUUUCAUCGCGUCCGACGCCUUCGACAUCCGCCAGCGCCCGAGCAUGGACGUUUUCACGCUGCCCGAAGUGGACAGCGACGAGGAGGAGUUCGACGAGGCGGCAUUCGACGCAGCGGACGAUGAGGAUAAGGAAACGGAGGAGUCGGAUUUGGAGAUGCAGCCGGCACUGGCGGGGAAUUUGAGCUUCAAGAGUACUUCUAGAGUGCUUUGGUUGGAUAAUGCUUUUCUGUGUUAGAGUGAUAGGUAGAAGUAGAGUAGUAGUCCAGCUCUAAGACUAAAAGUCAAUUUAGUAGAUUUCAUGGCCUUCUGCAUUUUGCUUAUGUGAUACCAAAAUUAAGGAGCUUUGCCACGUCGUCACCAUUAUGACAGGUGAAAGCGACAAGACCGUUUCGGAGCGCGCUCUGACGAAGCACGAGAUUAAGAUGCAGCGUCUUGCGGUUCUUGCGGGUGUCGACCCCCCCGACUUGUCUCAGAACUACUCGAAGCACGAGAAGAUAAAGGCGGAGAAGGCGCCGCCGAAAGUGUACUACAGACGGAAGAUCAUCGAGAAGCAACUGCAGUACCUGCGGCAGCACGAAAUCAGCGUGGAUAACGUGUACGAGAUAUCCUGAGUAAAAACGUACCCACACCAGAGUUGUAAUGCAGAUUUGCAAAGACAGGAAGACUUGUAAUGCGCAUCCCCAUGAGAGCCAUUUCCAGUCGUGUUUUGGAAUUUGUGACGCUGUGAACAGGAUGAGCAGAUGAAUCUGUGACGCGGCUGCACUUGCUAAUCUGCACUACGCUGCAGAGUGCGACUUGUCAUGCGUGACUCACAAAACUCUUAGGUUUGUGUUGCAAAAUCCCCAUCCUGACUCUGGUGUGGGUACGUUUUUACUCAGGAUACGAGAUCGGGAGACGGGCGUUCGCGGAUCGGUAUCUGAACAACCCGCGCGCGCGAUCGCAGUUGAAGCCGGGGGAAAACAAUCUACCCUUCGACUUCGAGGGCGAUCACUUUCUCUACUGCCUCUGCGGGCCAGCGGCGGUGAGUGAUUUGUUUUGCGAACACACUAUGGAGACUCCUCUUGGGUGCCUUUUUCGAGAAUCGAAGUCCGUAAAGUUUAAAGCGCCAUUGAUGUCGUGUCUUGAUAUAUGUCGUGCAACCACGUCCAAGUGUCUUCUAUGCUUCUUGUCAAAACAGGUCGGCCUAUCGCUUUCCGUACUGCUGCAAAACCUGGCCCUCGGGCUAGAGGAGGACGGCCCCGAUUACUCCGAUGAUGAGUGGGGGCAGCAAGAAGUGAAAGUGUACAGCAAGCAGGAGUCUGGGGAGGCGAUGGACAUGCGCAUGCUGGAGCAAAUGGACGAGGAGCAGUCGGAGUCCGCCAUGUCUCUGAUUCCCUCGUCCCGAAAGCGGUUGCGGAAGAUCGUUUUGGUGGUUCUGUCAAAAAGAAAGCCGUUGGACUGGGACGACGCACUGGCGUUGGCGCGCGAGAAUCCGCACUUGAUCCCCGUGUGGGUGAAGGGCAGCCCAACAAAAAUGCUGGAUUUGGAAAGGUAUAUAGAUUAUGGCAUGGGCAUUGGCGCAUUCAAUAAGUAGGCAGCAAUGUUGACAACGGCAGGAAAGAAACAGCCUUGAUACAUAGUCAUCUCCUCCAAAAAAAAAAAAACAGAUGCAGUUUCCGGCGGGCCCGCGUGAUUUACGUGCAAGGGUUUCCGACGAGGCCCACGGACGGGGAGUGUAUUUUCUGCACCCGCUUAAUUGAGUCCACGAUUGGUACCGACAGCAUGGACCCCAUGCUGCCCAUCGUCGUUCCGGAGCUGACCCUGGAGGCGAAUUUUCGCUAUGUGCCCCUCGGCUUGUCGCCGAAGGUGGAUCACCAGGUUUUUGAGGACGCCAUGCACGCGAAGCGGAAAUCGUUCAUGCGGAGCCAGGAGUCCUACGCGUUCACGAGCAACGCGUUGGCCAAGCAACCCUUCACGAGAUCGGCAAGGUACUCCGCCGGCCGGUUGUACGUGAGCAGCAUGCUCACAUCGCUCGCGGUCAACCAGGUUUUCAACCCCGACCUGGGCACCCUGAUCCAGAUCAUGUCUGACGCUUUGAUGGUCGUGGAAAUUAGCAACGAGUACGUCGGUCAGCCGUACGGGAAACUGUGGAAGUUUCUCCUCUCCCAGCGCCUGCUCGCAGUAGGACUCCUUCGAAACGCGGUCACGAUGGCGAAAACCCUCGGAGCGGCGACCGCGCUCGGGCUGGUUUCGCACGAGUUUCCGAUCUGCGCGCCUCCGAAGGACGAUGUGCUGCUGCAAGAGGGAGAUCGGGUGUAUGUCAUGAGACAUGGAUUACUGUAUACCUUGGAUAGUUAGGAGGAACCGCAGUACAACAACUUCUACCAGGCUUCUGCUCCUGCUUUUCAUUGUACAAAAACUUUGACCAAAUUUACUACUUUACAAUUUUUGCUACAUCAUCUGCUCUACUGUGUUUGUGCAUUUGCUACCGAAUAAAUACUUUGCGUUCGAUUGAAAUUCUGAAUACACGGACGACGAUAACGAUAUCAACUGGUUUUGCGCAUGGUUCAAAACAGAUUUUGCACCGAAGUAGACCGCGGCUGCGCUUCGUGUACAAAAAAGCGGGAUCGACACAGCAAAG